AUGUCUGCCUCAGCGAUCUUGGACAGAAGGUGAGCUCAGUUAGGUUUUGACAGCGGAACGCGUAGGUACAGUGAAACGGGUAGCAACGGGAUAGCGGGUUUAGUGUAGCACAGAACGGACCACAAAGUACAGAAAAUAUUAAAAACGACUACAGACUACGUUAUUGUUAAACAGUUUACCUAAAAAUCCUAAGGAAAAAAUAACCAAAUUAAACCGAAAGUUAAAGUUGUGUUUAUGUUUGAUCGUUGAGUUAUUGUUAUAUCGAAAGUUAAACGAGCGUUGUUAAUGAGACAUUGAGACAAAAUCCGAAAAGAAUCGUUACCAAGUUAAACCGAAAGUCCAAAAAACAAGUUCGAAAAUGUCUUUCUCCAAGGCCAAGUUGAAGCGUUUCAACGACGUGGAUGUGGCCAUCUGCGGUUCGCCAGCUGCGUCCAACAGCUCGGCGGGAUCGGCGGGCAGUGCCACGCCCACCGCGGCUUCGGCAGCCGCUGCUCCGCCCACCGUUCAACCGGAACGCAAGGAGCAGAUCGAGAAGUUCUUCAAGGACGCCGUGCGUUUCGCGUCCAGCUCGAAGGAGGCCAAGGAAUUCGCCAUUCCUAAGGAGGACAAAAAGUCAAAGGGAUUACGCCUGUUUCGUACUCCUUCGUUGCCGCAGCGCCUGCGCUUCCGUCCGACUCCCAGUCACACGGAUACGGCCACCGGAAGCGGAAGUGGAGCCUCAACAGCGGCAUCCACUCCUCUGCACUCGGCUGCCACCACGCCCGUGAAGGAGGCCAAGUCGGCCAGCCGUUUGAAGGGCAAGGAGGCACUCCAGUACGAGAUCCGUCACAAGAACGAGCUGAUCGAGAGCCAGUUGAGCCAACUGGACGUGCUGCGCCGCCAUGUGGAUCAGUUGAAGGAAGCCGAGGCCAAGUUGCGCGAGGAGCAUGAGUUGGCCACCUCCAAGACAGAUCAGCUCAUCGAAGCCCUGACCAGUGAGAAUUUGUCGCACAAAGCUCUGAACGAGCAGAUGGGCCAGGAGCACGCUGCUCUUCUGGAGCGUUUGGCCGCCAUGGAGCAGCAGUUGCAGCAACAGCACGAGGAGCAUGAAAGCCAAGUGGAGGCGUUGGUUGCCGAGAGCGAGGCACUGCGUCUGGCCAACGAGCUUCUGCAGACAGCGAAUGAAGAUCGUCAAAAGGUGGAGGAGCAGCUGCAGGCACAACUCUCUGCUCUGCAGGCGGAUGUGGCUCAGGCCCGCGAGCACUGCAGCCUGGAGCAAGCCAAGACCGCCGAGAACAUUGAGCUGGUUGAGAAUCUCCAGAAGAGCAAUGCCUCCCUGCUGGCCGACGUAGUCCAGCUGAAGCAGCAGAUCGAACAGGAUGCCCUGUCCUACGGACAGGAGGCCAAGAGCUGCCAGGCGGAACUGGAGUGUCUGAAGGUGGAGCGCAACACCCUGAAGAAUGACUUGGCCAACAAGUGCACUCUGAUCCGCUCGCUGCAGGACGAGCUUCUGGACAAGAACUGCGAGAUCGAUGCUCACUGCGAUACCAUCCGCCAGCUGUGCCGGGAACAGGCUCGUCACACCGAGCAGCAGCAGGCGGUGGCCAAGGUGCAGCAGCAGGUGGAGAGCGACCUGGAGAGCGCCGUAGAGCGCGAGAAGAGCUACUGGCGCGCCGAGCUGGACAAGCGCCAGAAGCUGGCCGAGAACGAGCUGAUCAAGAUCGAGCUGGAGAAGCAGGACGUGAUGGUGCUGCUGGAGACCACCAAUGAUAUGCUGCGCAUGCGCGACGAGAAGCUGCAGAAAUGCGAGGAGCAGUUGCGCAACGGCAUCGACUACUACAUCCAGAUGAGCGACGCACUGCAGCAGCAGCUGGUGCAGCUGAAGCAGGACAUGGCCAAGACGAUCACCGAGAAGUACAACUACCAGCUGACUUUGACCAACACCCGGGCCACCGUCAACAUACUGAUGGAGCGUCUGAAGAAGUCCGAUGCGGAUGUGGAGCAGUACCGUGCGGAGCUGGAAUCGGUGCAGCUGGCCAAGGGAGCGCUGGAGCAGAGCUAUCUGGUGUUGCAGGCGGACGCAGAGCAACUGCGCCAGCAAUUGACCGAGAGCCAGGAUGCGCUCAACGCACUGAGAUCCUCCUCCCAGACGCUGCAGAGCGAGGUAUCGUUGAAGGAGUCCUUGCUCCACGAGCUGCUCGCCGGCGAGGCGGAGACGUUGGCUAAAUUCAAUCAGAUUGCAAACUCGUUCCAGGAGCGCAUCGAUGGCGACGCCCAGCUGGCCCACUACCACGAGCUGCGCCGCAAGGACGAGACGCGCGAGGCGUACAUGGUGGACAUGAAGAAGGCGCUCGACGAGUUCGCCACUGUGUUGCAGUUCGCCCAGUUGGAGCUGGACAACAAGGAGCAGCUGCUUGUCAAAGUACGCGAGGAGUGUGAACAGCUCAAGCUGGAGAACAUUGCCCUCAAGUCCAAGCAACCGGGAUCCGCAUCUCUGCUGGGAACACCUGGCAAGGCCAACCGCUCGAACACCACCGAUCUGGAGAAGAUCGAGGAUCUGCUGUGCGACUCGGAGCUGCGUUCCGACUGCGAGAAGAUCACCUCGUGGCUGCUCAACUCCUCGGACAAGUGCGUGCGCCAGGACAGCACCAGCGAGAUCAACGAGCUCCUGUCCGCCGGCAAGUCCUCGCCCCGUCCCGCCCCCCGCACACCCAAGGCGGCGCCGCACACCCCGCGCAGUCCGCGCACCCCCCGAACCCCACGAACACCACGAUCGGCGGCCAGCACUCCCAAGAAGACUGUCCUGUUCGCCGGCAAGGAGAACGUGCCCAGUCCGCCACAGAAGCAGGUGCUCAAGGCACGCAACAUCUAGGCUAUUCCUUUGUACCAACUACUCUAUCGUACUAUUAUAAAUUAUAUACCUUAGCUAAGAUCCGAUUCGAAAUAUAAUCAAUACACGUUGCACACAACACAGCCAGAGGUGUUUCUGAAAUCUCUUUCGAACACACUCCGACUAAAGUCCAAA
This is a messenger RNA of Drosophila mauritiana, 3004 nucleotides long. It is a transcript of the gene mira, whose product is annotated as myosin heavy chain, clone 203. The coding region runs from base 359 to 2851 and encodes 830 amino acids. The record is from RefSeq and is a predicted model, not a curated record. The transcript has a single exon. NCBI's taxonomy places the organism in Eukaryota, Metazoa, Arthropoda, Insecta, Diptera, Drosophilidae.